AUGAAUUAACUAUUCACAUUAUUAGAAAAGAAUUUCACUUUACAUUUCAGAUCGAAAUAAUUUUGGAUAAAUCUAUACGUUCCAAUUCUAAGUGUAAUUUUAUCAAUAAUUGUUUCUUACAAAAAUAAUGUAACAUACAUGUUUUUAUUAUUGUUUGUUUGCUUGAAUAAUAAUGGAAUUUUAAGAUAAUCAUUAGUAUUAUUAGUGAGAGAAAAGAGUGAUAAAUUCAAGGAAUUGUAACAAUUAAUGGGAUUAAGUUCAAAUGCUUAUUAUGCAUCAUGGAUAAUAACAUUUUUUGUUUUGACAUUUGUUGUUUCUCUCAUUUAUUUGAUACCAUUUAUAGGAUUUAGAUUAAAUGAAGUGGGAGACGGACAUUUAGGAAUAGGAAUAUUUAUUUUAGGAGAAAUAUUAUAUAAUUUUGCAAUAGCAUCUUUUGUAUUGUUUUUAAGUUCAUUCUCAAAGAAUUCAAAUAAGGCAAGUGAAUUAAUUGGUCUUUUAAAUGUAAUUUUAACAUUUGUUGUGAUUGCUAAUUUUGCUCCAGAACCAAAAUUAACAUUUCUUGGUUAAUUACCUACACUUUUUGUACCAUAAACUGCAUUUUAAAUGUUACUUUUAAGUUCACAUUGGAUAUUUGAUGAUAGAUAAUUAUUUUUAAGUCCUGGAAUAUAUAUAACCUGUUUAAUAUUUUAAAUAAUAGGUUAUACUUUAGGUUUUAUGUAUUUUGAUUAAGUAUUAAGUGGAUCAAAGAAAUUGUUUUUUUUAUGUAAUUAUUGUAAAAAGAAUACUAAAACAUAUAGUGAUUUAGAUGAUGAAUAAAAUACAAAUCCAAAUAAUUAAGAUAUUGAACCAUAUUAAUUAUAUAAGCCUAUGUUAAAUAUUUAAGAAUAAUAAAUAGAGAAUUAAGGAUAACCAUUUAUAUAAGUAGAAAAUAUGUGGAAGAAGUUGGAUAAUCAAUAUAUUUUAAAAUCUUUGAAUAUAGAAAUAUAUUAAAACGAGAUUUAUUGUUUAUUAGGUCCAAAUGGAGCAGGAAAAUCAACAUUAAUGAAUAUAUUAUCUGGUAUGAUUGAAAAGACAAAAGGAAAAAUCAAUAUAUUAGGAUAGAGUAUUGAAAAUAGACAUUUUAAGAAUUAAAUAGGAAUUUGUUUAUAAAAAGAUAUUUUAUAUCCAGAAUUAAAUGUUUAUGAACAUUUAAAAUUUUAUGGUAAAUUAAGAGAUAUAAUGGAUUAAGAAUUAUAAUAAUAAAUAAAUUAUAUUUUAUAGAUAUGUCAAUUAACAAAUGAAUCUAAUUUAAAAUCAUUUUAAUUAAGCGGUGGAAAUAAAAGAAAAUUAUGUUUAGCAAUAUCUUUAAUUGGGAAUUCAAAAAUAAUAUUUUUAGAUGAACCAUCAUCAGGAAUGGAUGCUUUAACAAGAUAAUAAAUUUGGGAAGUUAUAAAAUAAAUGAGAUUGAAUAGAUCAAUAAUAAUGACAACUCAUCAUAUGGAAGAGGCAGAUGAAUUAGCUUCAAGAGUUGGUAUAUUAAUAAAUGGAUAAAUUGUAACUUAAGGUACUCCUGAUUUUAUUAAACUUAAUUUUGGAGUUGGUUAUCAUUUACAAAUGGACUUUUAAGAUUAAAAUUAAUUAUUAUAAGAGAAAUCUAGAAUAUAAGCUUAGCUCUAAAAAAUAGAUAGUUAUACUCCAAUUAUAUAGUGUGCACCUACUUCUCUUAAAAGUGUUUUACCAGUAAGUAAAAUACAUUAAUUCCAUGAACUUUUAAAUUAUUUAGAAUAGAAUUCAUAAUGUAAAUUUUCACUACAAUUAAACUCUUUGGAAGAUUCAUAUCUUGCAAUAGAUUAUUAAUAUGGCACUUAAAAUAUAGAUUUAAAUGCUUAAAGAGUAUUUUAAUAAAGACCUUAGAUCAAUUUCAAAGAUCAAUUUAUAGGAUUAUCAUAGCGAAAACUAUUAAUUUUAAUAAGUUCUACAGAUAAAUAAAUUAGAUAUUUAUUGCCAUUCCCAUUAAUAUAUUUAGCUGUGAUAAUUGGAAUGCAUUCCUCAUUUUUAUUUGUGUUUAUGUAUUUGGGUAUAAAAGGACUCACAUCUACAUUAUAUAUAAUUAUUCAAUUAGAAGAUAAAGAUACUAAAAUUAAAUAAUAUAUGUUUGCAAGUGGAGUAUAAAUACUUACUUAUUGGCUUAGUGCUAUUAUAACUGAUUUAAUUCCAUCAUUUAUAGAAGGACUAUUUACAGCUAUAUUAUUAUAUAUAUAUAAUGUUGGACAUUUUGGAUAUCACUUUUUUGGAGUUUUCUUUAUAAUUACUAUUUUUGGAGUUUCUUUAAGUUGUUUUACAAAUUGUCUAUCAAUUUUAUAUAAAAAAUCAUAAGCCGUUUAUGUUGGAGUCCCAUUAAUAUAAUUUUUUGUAUUUUUCAUAUUAUUUUUCAUACUGAUGAUUUUCUUAGUUUAACCAGAAAAUCCAACAGGAUUAAAUAUGAUAGCAAUGUUGUUAAUGAUUAUUUCACCUUUUACAGCUUGUUAUAUGGGUUUAGCUAUGAGUCCAAUCUUAUUAAAUAUAGCUAUAUUUAGUUAUUUUUCAUGCAUUCUCUUUUUAAUAUUAGGAGGUACUAUUUACUUUUUAAUCUUAUAUUCAUCAGAUAAAAAUAGAUUAAAAUAAAUAUAAGUCAAUAUGGAUGAUACAGAUGCUAUAGUAGAUGUGUAAAAUUUAACAAAAAAAUAUGGUGAAAUAGAAACAGUUCAUAAAUUAUCAUUCUAAAUAAAUUCUAAAGAAAUAUAUGGAUUAUUAGGUCCAAAUGGUGCUGGAAAAUCAACUACUUUUAAUAUGAUAAGUAAAUUUGAGUAGCCAACAACAGGAUAAGUAAGAAUAAGAGAUAUUGAAACAAAUCUUGGUUUAGUUCCAUAGUUUUGUCCAUUCAAUUCUACAUUAACUAUAUAUCAACAUCUCAAUAUUUAUGGAAUAUUAAAAGGUUAAUAAAAUUUAAAAAAUUCAAUUGAAAUAUAUCUAAAGGCUCUUGAUAUGUAUGAGAUCAAAGAUAGAUAAGUCAAAUUCUUAAGUGGAGGUGAAAGAAGAAAAGUCUAAUUAGGUAUUGCCUUGAUUGGAGGAUCUAAUCGAUUAUUUAUGGAUGAACCUACAACUGGAUUAGAUCCUAAAUCUAGAAGAAUUAUUCAAUAGAUGUUAUUAUAAUCUACGAUUAACAAUGAUGCAUCUAUUCUUUUAACUACACAUUCAUUAUAAGAAGCUUAAAGUAUAUGUAAUAGAAUUGGUAUCAUGGUUAAUGGAUUCUUAAUCACUUCAGGAACCUUAAAUGAAUUAAGAACUUAAUUAGGUGAAUAAGCUAGAUUUAGUGUUAAAUGCAAUAUAGGUAGAAAAGAAUAAGUUCAUCAAACUAUAUGGUUAUAACUCUCUCAGCAAUUUUAAUUAUAGCCCAUCUUUGAAUAUAGAGAUAAGUAUAAUAUUUCAACUAUUUAUUAGUUAUUUAUCAUACUAGAUUCCAGCUGGCCAUUUCAAAUUAUCUUUAUUAUUUUAAUACUUAUAAGUAGAACUUAAAUAAAAAUAACUCUUGAUUACUGAAUUUUCAAUUUAUUAACCAAGUUUAGAAUAAAUCUUUGCCUUCUUUGCUUCCUAGUAAAUUAUGGGCCUAAAUUAAAAUUUCUUAAAUGAUAAUGCCAAUAAUCAGUUUGACUUAGGAGAUCGACUUAGAGCUAUCAUGGCAUUGUUUUGUAUAUUUUGGUGA
This is a messenger RNA of Paramecium sonneborni, 3721 nucleotides long. Lineage: Eukaryota; Ciliophora; Oligohymenophorea; Peniculida; Parameciidae. The record is from the annotation of a GenBank genome assembly.